UUCAUCUUUAUUUAUUUUGAACUAAAUCUGUGAUUUACCACCGUGUAUGUGCGUCUGACGUCUCCAUGGCAACUACUCAAGCACGACGCUCGUGAGACUGACGCAAGCGCUGAUGCGUUGAAGCAAAAGUUUGAAACUUAUGAACAACUGAAGUACUUUCCGUGUUUUCUUAAAGUGUAAGAGUGGGAUACACUGGCCGACUGCAGUUGAGAAGAGAUCACGGUUUGAUCUUAAAGAUGUCAGAAGUUUAUCAGUUCGCUUCUUCUCUGGAGCAGAUGGAGGCUGAACUGUCCUCACAGCUUCAUGAUCUCAGGACUGAGAUUGAACACAAUGAGAUUUGGCAGAAAACAUCCUCCAAACCAUAUAGUUCUCUCUAUGUUCCAAAAGAUGCAUCUUACUUUCGUUUAGAGAGGCAUCAGGUUCUCAAUAAAGCACUGCAGGUUUCAUCUAUAAAGCCGGUUGUGUCACAGGCUGAAAUAACUCACCUUGAGAUGGAAAGCUGUCUGAAUCUAGAGUACACACCUGAAAGUUUACCCUUACUCCUACAUCAGUUUUUUACAGAUCAAACUUAUAAACUGGCACAGUGCAAAUAUCAGCUGAUGCUCAGAUGGAGAAGAUUUGGACGUCAUUCCUCUGUCCUUGAGAAACUGUUUCCUCAUUAUAAGAAACAGACGAUGCUCUUGAACAGUGAGUUUGAGGAUUGUGUGCAGCGGGCACGUCGACUGGCCGUGUCCAGAGAGAAGAUCCUGACAGGUGCUGAGAGCCCCAUCAGCGCGGUCACACAGGAUGAUGUCAUCAUUUACCUGCAGUGGCUUAUUUGUCAUCUUCACUCUGUGAAAACAAUCCACAGCUUUCUGAAUGUGCUUCAUUAUCUUCCUUCAACCGAAUGGAAUGAGAAACAGGCGUCUAGUGUUGUAGAUUUCACGACAUCUGCCUGUUUUUCUGCAGUGUUUGUAUCAGUGUCCUCUGUCCCUGUGAACUCCAUCAAAAUAGAGGAUUUUAAAGCCCAGCUACAGUUUCUUCUCUCACAUUAUAACAUCCCGUAUAAUACAGACAUCAUCAAGACAUCAGCAGAUGAACUGGAGCUCUACAGUAUGGUUAUCCACAUGUUCAGGACGGUGUUUAAAACUCAGGAAGAGAUGAAGACCUUCCUGCAGUACGACAGCACCGAAGCUACAGACAGAAAAUGGGGGACGAAGAGCCCGAACGCUGCUCUCAGAAAAGAGUCAAACUGGAUUCCACACAUACAUCUGAAACCCAAGCGAGACCCCUGGCAACAGAAGCAAAUGGUCAAACUCAAGGAGCUCAGAUCGAUGGAUGAACUACUUCAGAUGCACAGCAAGUUCCUCGAGGAGUCUGAUCUACAUAAAGUGACGGAUGUGUUGAAGCAAUACAGCGCUUCUGUUUAUCAAGCAGACGACAGAAAACCUUCAGAGACGCCGAGAGAAACAUCUGAUAUGUGGAAAAGGAUUUAUAACACAACAAACAUGUCACAGGUGGACCGUGAAAAGACUUUGAUAAAGAAUAAAGGUGAGAUUUUUCUUGAAGACAAGGAUGAGCCUGUACCGGUCGGAGGAGCAUUUGUUUCUUUAGUCCAUCUGCGACAUCUCCGGAUCCGAGAACUGAAGCGUGUCUGUCUGAGCAUGCUGAACUACCUGCGGUCAGUGGAGAGGACUUUGGUGAUGGACACGGCAGGUCUGAAGCUGCUCGAAGGAGACUUGGUGAGGAACACGGAGGAGACGGGCUGGAUGACGGCUGCUGGAGGAGGCGAUGGAGGUCCUGCGUCGCAUCAUCACAUCUACGACACUCCUGUUGACCACAAGGUUCACUGUGCUGAGGUCAUGGAGUUUCCAGAGGUGGAGAAUCUUCAUGACUAUUACAGCACACAUGGGCAUUUCAUCCACACGCAGGACCAGCGAGGUCUAUUCAUCAUCUAUGGCGCAGCGCUGGACGACCUGGAGGAGCUGGAGAACAGUGUGUUGCUCACGGCGUCUCGAUUCAUUCAGACGAGCAGAGAUUCAAAUGCAUGUAAUGGAGGAGAACUUUACUCUUACGCUGGAAUGGAUGUCGAUCGAGUAGCCGUGCUUUUGGACAUCUGGACGUGUGAAACUGAAUUUCUGGAGCACAAAAUACAACUCUUGAAUUGCUACUUGGAAGCCUACAGACAUGUUAUCGAUCCAGAGGAACGCUUGGGUUUGGCCCAGGUCAUCACAAACAUCACUCACAGAAGACCUCAGAUAGAUUUCACCGCUGGAUACUUUGUUCAAGCUUACAGAGAUACCAUAGUCUGUCUGCAAGGCCACAAAGAACUGAUCAGACACGUGCUAAACAAUCAGAUUGAUACGCAAAGACAGUAUCUGGAGAGGAUAUGGAGAGAAAGGCCGAAUGGUUUUGCUUGUGACUAUGGCCUGCCACCGAACUACAUCCCCAAACAUUUGGUAUCGGUCGGUGGAUGCUGGCCUGUUUUGAAGAGUGUGUAUUUACUGGAGGUUCACCCCUCCCUGUGUUUGGCAUCUCGGCUGUACGAGAGUCUUGAACACGCGUGUGCUGAACUGUGUGAGAUGUACAGAGCUCAGACGCCGUCUCAGAAAUCUAACCUUGAGAAAAAGCUCCUGAAAUUGGCUUUGCAUCAUUGGCACAUUUUGGGCACUCCAGGUGUCACCAACAGUCCUCAAAUCCAGAGAGAUCUGUUCUCAGAUGUCUUUAUUGAGGAUCCUGUGAUGGUCCGAGAGCUCGGCCUCAGCGCUGUGAGAUCUGCUGAAGAACACCAGAGGACACCAGGCAAAGAGAAACAGCUCUUCAUGGUGAAAACAUUCUGCACUUUGCUGGAACUGGUGACGGUCCGUCAGCGCAUCAUUGAGUCGGCAGCUGAGACUGAGCUUGUGUCCCGCUUAUAUAAAUGUCUAGCCGCAGCGAUGGGCUUUGAUGAAUAUCACUUGUAUAUGCGGCCGGUGCAGUUUGAGUUCGCCAAGAGAAAAGAGAUUCUCAAACAGCCUCCUGUCUUCAUCACUGCUCUUCAACAGGACAAUCAGAAUGUGGACAGGUUUGUACCAACCAACCUGCCAUUAGCUGUUCAGGAACUUGAUGAAAACCACAUCGGCAAAUUUAGUUUUCAAUCUCAUGAUGGAGUUUUACAGCUGAUGAAUCAGUCCAGUUUGGAGAACCUGCAGGUUGUUCUGGUUUGUCAGGUGGUACAUAAGAACGCUCUGAUUGGAGCAAUUAAACAGGCAUCCGUGUGCUACUGGGCUGAGAAGUUUGAUCCGUCUUCACAGUUUACAGUCCAGAUAACACAACAUGAAAGAUCUACAGCCUCUGAAGAGCAAAGACAGGACUUAACUAUUAGAAAACGGCUCGCUGGAGCUUUUGUGUCUGUUCAGCUGGAGAAAGCGGCUUUCAGAGAUGAAAUGCUGAAUGUAUUUCUAAAGAAGAAAGAACAGACAGGCACACUGAAGUUAAACUCUGAAGAAGUGGUCAAGAUGAAGAGAAAACUGAUCAUUGAGUUCUGUCACAAGUUUAAUAAACACGUGUCACAGAGUUUUGUCCGAGGUCAGAUCGUGGCUCUAUGUCACAGUCUCACGUCAACACUCGCCGAGGUGCCGCACAUCCGUGAGAAACACUUUGUGAUUGGACAGCGAAAUGAAAUCAGAGCAGAUCAGCAGUCAGAGGAGAACAUGAGUCCAGAUCCAAGGACAUUUGAACCUCGACCCAAGAGACUUUUAUCAUCUGAUGGAGACACUCUGAUAAACCUGUGGUUCAUCCCUCACCACACUGAAAUACUGCUGAUGUUCAGAGAUCUGGAGGAGAAGGAAUGUCACAAAGCUCUUCAGAACGCACUUCAGAUCAUCUCAGCGCUUCAUGACAUCGUCUGUUAUCUGGUGAGCUUUGCCCGACUGGGAAAUCCAGACACGUCAUUCAAAUCCAGCAGCCCUCAGAGACUCACAGCCGACUGGGGAGGUGUAGAAGGCAUCGGGGCUGAGCUGUGGGAUAUACAGCGACAGAUUGACUCCCUCUGUGAACCCAGACGUUCAGAGGCUGUCGGCCGACUCCUGCAGUUACACAGAGAAGUUCUCUUCAUGUGCUUUCAGACCGCAGUGAGAUACAUGAUCAGGGAAGCGUUUCUGUCCUCCGGCAACAUCUCAGCCUAUCAGAGUGUGAGUGAGAACAUGAGCCACGCCCUCCCCAUCAUGAGUGACAGUGUGCGGGGAGGAGCCAGCCCUGUUCCUGAGCCUCUUGAUCCAGUCUGUCUACAAGCCCAAAAACUGUAUCCAUGGAGAUGGUUCCUGGCAUGCUACGGAUCACACCCUUUGGUGGUAUGGGACGUCUCACCGAUCGAGUAUUACAUGCAGCUCUGUCUGUGUGAUCUGAACGCCCGCUGUAGAAUGGAGGCCAAUGGGGCGAUUCUGGGCGUAUCUCUGGUCAUUGAUGAUGUUGUGAGUAGCGGGAGAUCCGCCGCCCCGCUUCAGCUUCAGAGAGCAGGAGACGAUGGAGAAGACAAGAUGGAAAUCGAAGAAAGAACAACCAUGACUGGAGAUCCUAUCCGAUCACUUGUGAACCAGCGAGGAUUUUUACUCCUCUGGAAACAAAUGGAAGUUUUUAAAGAGAGCUGGACUCAACGACAGUUAACUUCAGAGAGAAGCACCAGCCCUGCGCUUCAUAAACACAUCUCACAACUUUACAGGGCGGAGAUUUACUUUCCCAGCAUGCACGCUCUGGCACAGCGUAUGGAGAAAGAGAAGGAAUAUGAGAUGAUUCUGUCUCUCAAUCAGUCCGUUCAGCCGCCGCCAGGAGCGACAGAGGUGGACAUUAAAACAUGGCAGCUAUUGCGACUCUUGGAGGUCACGGAGUGCGACAUGAUCCGAGCGCUUCAGAGGAGGAUUAACACCCAAACGACUCUGGUGAUGUCAGAGCGCAGCCGGCAUGACACGAUGCUCCCCACAGAACUGUGGAAAAAGGCGUCCAUGGAGCACAGCUUCUCUCUGGAGAGACCUCAAAUAGUGGAGAACUUUAUGCAGCAGUUAAUGAACGGUGAUGAAGAAGAGACUGACGGACAGGUGAUGUUCUCUAAAGCUCAUCUUCAGGGAUGUCUGAAUGAUCUUGCGUCUGCUGUAAUGAAUCGCGAGCGAAGCAUCUUUCUGCGUUACUCUCAGUUCUACGAGCAGAUCCUUCACCAGCAGGCACAUCUGCUCUACCAGAGAGAACAGGAUGUUAAAGAGCUUGAAGCCAAAGAACGUCAAUCCACUGACCCUUACAGAAAGGUGGCGGAGGUGUGCCGAGAGAAGAUGGUGGAGAUCACAGCUUUACGUGCCAGAGUUACUCAACUGGAGGAGGAGAAGAGAAGCUCAGAUCAACAGCUCAGCCUGAAACACAGACAGAGAUAUGACUCGCUGGUCCGUCAGCUCUUCUGCACAUCUAUUCUGUUGAAGUCACGUCUUGACCAGUAUCAUGUGAACAUGGAGCAAGAUGUGAGACAGCUGGUGAGCGGCGUGAGGACGGAAGCUGUGGAGAGAAUCAUCAGAAUGAAAAAUAAACUGUCCUUCACUACAGACGAUGAGACCUACAGACAAACACUAGAUGAGAAAGAGGCAUUAGAAGGUGUUCAUGUGGAGAACGGUAAGCUGACAGGACUCUUGUGUAAACUGAAAGCCUUCGGUCACUGGAGGAUGGUCACUGGUCAAGACAAGCUGCAGAAAGAAGUGCUUCAAUUGAAACAGAACCAGGUGUCCUGUCAAAAAGAAGCUCUUAAAUCAAAGAUGAUAUCUGAAGAGAAGGUGAACGUUCUGAAACAAGAGCUUGAUGCCGUGCAGGAGAUGAUGGUGCAGUGCAAGAGUGACAACGAACGCACCAAGAGAAAGAUCCUUCAACAGACUCGGAAGCUGGAGGAUGUUGAACACCGUUGGGUACGAGACGCACAGAGCCGUCAGGAGCUGGAGAACCUGCGAGGGCAGAGUCUGGAGCAGCUUCAGGAGGACGUGUUGGACAGAGACGGUCGAGUCAGAGCUCUGAGCGCACAGCUGGAGAGAAAUCACAGAGAGACGGAACUGCAACAACAACACAACCACAAGAGAAUCAAACACGUGAGGACUCAACUUUAUCAGGAACGCACCCUGAAACGUGAAGCUUUUCAUCAAGUGGACAAACUACACAGUCAGAUCCACAGUUUUGAGGCGACUGUUCCCUCAGGACGACGAAGCUCCUCAAGAAUACUGUAUUUAAGAAACACAUCCGCCGGUUUGCUGAGGAAUAACUCUGUAACACCUUUCACAAACACUAGUUUUAUAAGUAGAGAUUAUACGACAGAUGAGUUCAGUACUGACACUGGUUUCAGGGAGUCUCGGACAUCACUGGAAAGACCGAAAACAAACACCAGUCGUCUACGACGUCAAGACAUUUCAGAGGCACCGUUACCAAGUCUAUCAGAUGGAAUCUCUUCACCAAAUCACACAUCGUAUCAGAAUUUUAGAUUUGGUCACAAAUAAAUCACCUGAAACAUGUAUUAGACGUGUAUUUAGAUUACCGUUCAAAGGUUUGGGUACACUUGACAAAAUUAUAAUCGUGAAAACUUGACUGAUUUAAUUGGACACCAAAAAUGUUAUAAGAAAACAUUUUUGAAAUGGAUUAUUUGAACAAAAUAACCAGUAAAAAGCAGCUUUUGAUGGAAAUUCCUUCAAAACCGUUUAAAAAGUAUGUCAGGAUGAUAAAAUGACAGUUCUGCUAGUUAAAGGCAAAUGAUCACUACUUUAAAGAAAGUAAAAUAUAACUUUUGAGUUGAUUUAAUUUUCUUUAGUCACAAUAUAAUUCUCAUUAUUUCACGGCAUGAUGGAAUGCUUGAUUCUGAUUGGCCAGUGGCGACAUUUGCAGGUUGGCUAUUCCCAGAUAACAUCCUCUCAAAACCAAUAACACAAGGUAACCCAGAUGCAGCAAAUCAUUUUGACCGUUUUUUUAAACAAAUUAAAUGAAAAACCAACUUUUAAUAACAUAUAUAACAUUGUAUUUACAAAUGAUUUAACCAAAUUGCCUGUUUGUCACAUUUGAACAUUGUUUCUUACCUUAACAAUGAAACUAAACGGCUUUUCCUCACUGAAGGUCUGCAUUCUGUAAAAAUGAGCUAAUCAAAUAUUUCUAAUUCACAUUUCAUGUCCAGUUUUUUUCUCAUGUGGCACAAAGCCUUUGUUAAGCGAGUUAAUGUACAAGCAGCCAGUUGUUACGCCAAAUAAGCCCAGUGGCAAUCGGCUGUCUGUACAUUAUCCCUUACAUAACACAUUGUUUUGAUGAUUUUUUAAUCAACUAAAAAAUAUUCACAAGUAAUGAAUAAGUGAUCCUAAACUUUUGAAAGGUAGUGUUGUCAUGUUAACACACCCAUAGUCACUUAAUAAUUGAUUUGUG
Triplophysa dalaica is the source of this 7383-nucleotide messenger RNA. RefSeq lists its product as uncharacterized. Bases 237 to 6476 code for a protein of 2079 amino acids. NCBI's taxonomy places the organism in Eukaryota, Metazoa, Chordata, Actinopteri, Cypriniformes, Nemacheilidae. The record is from RefSeq and is a predicted model, not a curated record. The transcript has 46 exons.